GUGCAGCUGACAUUGAGUUGUUUACAAGCGUCUAAAACAUUCAGACUGUCAACAUUCAAUGAUCUCGUGUGACUGUUAACAGCAGACAUGGGUUGAAGCUUUAAGACUCCCAGGCCCCGCUGCUGCUGCUAGUACGUGUAGGAGAGGAUGGAUCCCGCGAUCUCUUUCUGUGAGAUUGAUCUAGACGAUCUCGAGUUUUAUGAGAGAUGUGGUGGCGGAUCAUUCGGGAGUGUUUACAGAGCCAAAUGGAAGUCAGAAAACAUCAUUGUCGCUGUCAAGAAGUUACUGGUUUUGGAUAAAGAGGCUCAUGUAUUGAGUUUGCUGAGUCACAGAAAUAUUAUACAGUUCUACGGAGCUGUGAUGGAGGAACCUAACUACUGCUUAGUUACAGAGUUUGCAGAGAAAGGUUCCCUGUAUGACUACCUACAGAAUCCUGACAAUGUAAUGGAUUUUCAGCAGAUUCUUACAUGGGCAACAGAGAUAGCUCAGGGCAUGAAUUACCUGCAUAAUGAGGCACCUAUGAAAAUCAUACACAGGGACCUCAAGUCCAAAAAUGUUGUCAUCUCGGUCCAGGGUGUGUGUAAAAUCUGUGACUUUGGAGCCUCCCGGUUUAUGGGCAGUACCACAAAAAUGUCACUGGCCGGAACAUUUCCCUGGAUGGCACCUGAGGUGAUACAGAGUUUACCUGUCUCAGAAUCCUGUGAUACCUGGUCCUAUGGCGUGGUGUUGUGGGAAUUACUGACUCAUGAGGUGCCAUACAGGGGGAUCGAGGGGUUCCAGGUGGCCUGGCUGGUCGUGGAGAAAGGGGAGAGAUUAACUAUUCCCAGUACGUGUCCGCCAUGUUUUGCCAAGUUGAUGAGGCAAAGCUGGAACACUGACCCAAAAUUAAGACCCAACUUCAAGGACAUCCUCCUGACAUUACAUUCCAUGUUAAGUGAUGAUUCCCUACCAGAUCAGACAAAUUCCUUUCUAGAGCACAGAGAAGUGUGGAGAAAAGAAAUACAGGCCACCAUAGAAAGACUAAAGAGAGCAGAGAGUAAUUUGACUGCCAAAGAAAGGGAGCUAAUGGAACGAGAGAUUAAAUUGUUAGAAAGGGAGAAAACUCUGGAACAACAAUUCAAAGCUGUGCAUUUGGAUUCCUAUGAUGUCAAUUCAUGGAGUGAGAUAGACGUGUAUCAGUGGAUUCUCCAAAUGCAGAAUGGACACUCUAGUGACCUUGCCCAGUAUGCAGGCAUCUUCCUUCAGCACAACAUUACUGGCAAGCGACUGAUGAUGUUGAAUCUAGAACGCAUCCAAGCUAUGGGUGUUACCUCAACUGGGCACAGUAUGGAGCUUAUGACAGAAAUAGAAUUGUUAAAGGCCCACAACCACAGGCUGCUGAAUUUUCCACCCCUGUCUAAAUCUGGGGACACGGCUGCUGAUACUUCUCCUGUUCAUCGGCAGAUCUCCCUCACCCUCAUAUUUGGACAUCAUCUCAGGCAGGGGAAAAGUUUAGAGGAACACAAGUGGAAGAUGUACAUGGAGUUAGAUAAUGAUGACGACGAUGAUGACGUUCAACCUUUGACCUUUAUCAAGGACGUCGAGUUUGAGAGCCUAUUUUACGGGACGUUUCAUAUAUCUCAUCCCCCAUUUAUUAUGGAGAAGUGGUGCACGGGCAUUGUAGAAAAUAUGAAAGUGGAUUGCACAGUGCGCUUUGAAUCAACGGUGAAGAAACCAAAAACCAUUAAGUACAGCCAUCAGGUCGAUGCUUCAUCCACGACCUCAGGACAGAAGAUCGUGUCUCUGGUUCUACACCAGGUCACACACAGACAGACAGACGCGUCGUCACCGCCGUCACAGAAACCCCUCACUGUCUCCAAGUCCCUCAGCCACGUUCCCACCCCCACAUUACAGGGGGACUGGCUAAAGAGGGAAUUCAUAAACACUGCCGUGCCAAAUAUACCCCAAUCCAAAUCUCCAGAUGUUUGGUCGGGUGUGGUGUCGGGAAGGAAGCCCUCUGUUCCAACAAUCACUCGGCCCUCCAGCGUGAAGCCGAUCCCCGGCACCCCUCUCGUUCUAUAUUCUGACCCCCGGUACCUCCACCACUCCGUCACCGCGCCGGGAAACCUCUCAGAGUCUCUCCAGCCACACUUGACUGAAAUCUCAACGUCCUCACUGGCAAGUCCUGGCCCUCCUUCCUCAGGGUACGUCUCCGCCUCCCCUCAUCAUAACAAGUCCCCGUGGUCCUUCAGUCCCCGGGGGUAUACAGGCGCGGGGACUCAGGUAUCUACCACGAUACCACAACAUUCUGACCUCGGUGAAGCUAAGGUCACGUUUAAUCUGACCAGCUCGGACUCCUCUAACAGUACCGAGGUGAACAGUGCCGAGAGCGGAUUUAGCGAGAACAAAGUCGGUACUGAAAAAACCUACGCCUCGGUAUGUAGUUCCUGUAAAAGUGAAAUGAAAGAGCAGCCCGUCAGUGCUACCAGGUCUCGUCAUCAUAGCGAUGGAGGACCGCGGCCUCGUUCUGGAAGAGGAAGUGACGUAAUGAUGCACUCCAGCGAAGGCUUUUACAGAGGUAGGGGUAACUACAGACGACAAAGUGAAAGUGGGCAAACUCCACACGAGAGGCAUGUACACCGAGGAAAGGAAUCCAGAAGAGGGGCGGAUCGAGGUUAUCAUCACGGCUUUAGGAACGACUGGGAAAGAAAAUAUUCCGCCGGUCAGUCACGUGAUCAGAAUAGGCGGGGGAACCAGGAAUGGCGGCCGUUCUCUGCGGGAUAUAGAGGGCGUAGCAGAGGUCGGCCCUACAGGGGUCACGCUCAGAGAAAACUGAGUGAAGACUAUCAAAGGAGUUUCAGUGACCCGAAACCAAGGACAGAACGAUUGAAUGUUCCCUCUGACGAUCGAAAUGCGAACAGUGAAACGGGGGUAAAUACACCUGGGGAAUUUGGUGGAAAGGGUAACGAGGGGGUAAGAGACCCUGACCAGUCCAAAAAUGUCAGGGGAGUGUAUCAUGACGGGGGAAGGGGUCGGUUUAACAGGGGGAGAGGGGGGUACUCGCGGUGAGAUUCGAUCGACACGAGGAGGUUACAUGUAGACACAGGACAGAUGACGAAGUGAGACCUCCAAUCUCUUAAAUUAUUUCUUACCAAUUCAAUUACUAUCUGUACCUCUGGAAUUAGAUUGAAUUUCGAAUGGCAAAAAUACUCUGUGCGGAAAAUGAAAAAAAAAAGAAUGACGAAUUUCUAUUUUAGAACAAAUAUAGAAAUGAUUGAAUACAAUCAGAAAAGACAUGGACAAAGUGUGAAAUAUCCUAAUGCUCACUAGUCACUGUUUAUAUUUGCGGGACACUUCUUAUUUAUUUCAUUAGACCGGUGUUCAUUUUAAGCACCAAAUUGACGUUUUUCUUUUUCUCCAUUUUGGUAAAUGGAGAAAUACAACAAUUCAUGUUUUAGAGGGCAUUUUCUGACUAUGCAAAAUACAGACUUUUUUCAAUGCAUGAUCAGAAGUUACCUAUUUCCACACAAAAUCCCAAAAGUGCACAGUAUUUCAUUUAUGAAAAUAGUUAUAGAUUUGUGUUUUGAUAUUUUAAUUGAGCAUGAAAAUUAAUCUCCAGAUUUCAGUAUUUAUAUAUUUUUUAAAAGUAAAUGAUUUAUGACGUGGGUUCAUAGAACAUGAAUUUUAAAUCGAUAAUUUUUUUUAAAAAUGAUAAUUGUUCUUAUUCUAUCUAAUCAUUGCAUUCAUGUAUAUUUAGUUUAUAUCAUCUUAUCAUGACCAAAAUAUUGAUAUUGUGUACAUGUAAGCCGAGUUAAUACCGGGUUAAUACACGAGCACAUUGCUAUCUAUGUAUUACUGUAUGAAGAAGUUCGGAUGAUU
Molecule: messenger RNA, 3858 nt
Organism: Saccostrea cuccullata (small rock oyster)
Lineage: Eukaryota; Metazoa; Mollusca; Bivalvia; Ostreida; Ostreidae
Product: mitogen-activated protein kinase kinase kinase 20-like
Exons: 21
Coding region: 148-3048 (966 amino acids)
Biological process (GO): protein phosphorylation; signal transduction
Cellular component (GO): cytoplasm
Molecular function (GO): protein binding; ATP binding; protein kinase activity
Source: RefSeq, a predicted model, not a curated record